GUGAUGUCCAUAUGGCAGAAAUGUACAGUAAAAAUCAUGCAGUUAGUUAAUGACAUGUAAUCUAGUAACAGCAAUGAUUGUUGCGAUCAAACUUAUAGCAAAAUUUGGUAGUUUUGUACAUCCACACAAUAUUCAUAUCAUUGCUGCGUGCAGCUAUAUUUAAAAAUGAUUUUAAGUUGCUUUGCAGUCAGACAAUCUAAUUGAGUGUUUUUUAGUUUUGUGUGCGAUAUGCAUCAGGCGGUCAGUGAAGGAAAUGUGGGUGGGCCGUGGGUGGCCCGUCUGAGGCUGAUAUUACUCACAAACAUAUUUGAACUAGUCUGGGUAUUGCAUCAUUAGCAGAUGAAAUAUCAUGUCAGUCAGUGAAGUGCUUAGUAGUAUGGGCAUCAAUUAUUUCAUUCAGAUGUCAGAUGGCCCUAUUGGUGUGCCACAACAGAUCAAUAUGUGCAAUGAUACAAUCACAUGAAACCACAGAUGAGUACCUUCUUUUCUCCUGCUCAUUUCUCUCCAGUACUCAUUAUAGCAGCAUGUUGUGCUAGAUUAAGCUUCAUUGCGAAUUUAAUUCAGUGUGAUGACGCAUAUUUUGAAGAUCAAUCCUGUGAAUGAUUUUAGCUGGUCUUGUUACCCAGUGGCAUGUCUGGAAAAGAAAAGCAGACCCGUCGCAAAUGGUAAGUUGUGGGUUUUUUGUUGUCAUUUUUUCCCCUGAUUACCAUGACAACAGCAUGCUGUUUUUGGCACACACAUUUCCCUCAUUCAUCUGUUUGCCUUGCCUGCAGAGCCAAGACAUUGUCAGCAUCAAAAUAACUUCUCUUUGUCAAAUAUUUGUGUGGAAAAGCCUCUCUAGUCUCGUAUGUGGCCCGUGUUUGUCGUCGCUGAGAGACUGUCACAAGCUAAUGAGAAUUCUUACUCUUCCAUGAGCAAGUGUUGAAACUAUUUGAGUUUAACAAGCUGGAAAUAACUAUGCCACAUCAAUGCCUUCAAGAGUUUCUUAAAAUCACAAUUGAUUAGAGCCAGACUAAUAUACAGCUUUUAUUGUAAACAGAUUUGAAUGGCCUAAAUUGAAGCUGAAGUUGAAAUAGAACACCGUGUCAGGGCUGCCUUUGUUGGCAAAUUGCAAAUCUUUCCGUCUUUGUCAUUGUCAGUCUCCCUCUCUUCAGUCACCUUUUAAAAGGUAAAAGCUUGGUGUGUUUUUUUAACAUUGUGAUAUCAAUUGGCCUAUAAAUACUAUUCUAGUUGCAUGUAUGAGCAUUAAUAUACUGUUUUGUUAGCUGCAAACAAUAAAUUAUGCUCUCUUUGUCACUCAAAUGCCAACCAUGAAAUAAUGGUUCUGAGUGGACCAAAGCAUGUUUGAGAACUGGAACGCUGUGGAGCAGCCGAAGCUGAGCUUUCGUCAGGCCGGCAGCAGCGCCUCCACAGACACAUCUGCAGGAUCAAAGACAGGAGGCAGCCAGCACCUAAAAAACGCCCUGAACUUGGGCAAAGCCAUGGGAGCCAAGGUAAACGACCUGCUCCGCCGAAAAGAUCCCAGCAGCCUCGGAGACAUCGGAGUCACAGAGGUGAAUAAGAACGUGGAGCCAGUGUGGUCCAGCCUGGCUGAGAUGGGCCACAGUACAGCAAGAAACAGUCACAUCUCCCUGGAUUCCUUCCCUCGGCUAGAUCCCCCACCUCCCACCGGCAAAAAGCGUCUCCCACGGGCCCUGAAGACCACCCAGGACAUGAUGAUAUCCUCUGACCCCGUGGUAGCCUCCCCAGAAUCUUCCUUCGUCUCCUCACCUGACAAGAUCUCCAAAGAUAAAGCUGAGCUUCAGCCUGAUCCGAGGCCUGAAGAGUCCAGCCUUGAGAAACCUUCAGAAUCCGGCGACCAUGUCGACAGCCGGAUGGAGAAGACGCUCGGUUUAGAACUAAAAAACGAGCCCACAGCUGUGGUGACGGAUGAGAAAGAUUCUGAGGGUGUCGAUCAGUCACAGCUGCUGCUCUCUGUCCCAGAUCUCAUUCACAAAGACAAUCUGGACCCAAAGAAACUGGCCAGCUCAGAAACUAGAAUGGCUUCCACCCCAUGUCCAGGGAAAGGGGGCUGCCGCAUCAGCGUCACUGAGGGGGAAUUGUUGGGGAAUGGCACAGCGGAUUACCAGACCCUCAGCUUGGAGAACGAAGAAUCCCACCCUGACCUGCUGUCAUUUGAAUAACAGGCUUGAGACCCUUAAGAUCAUUGAUUCUCCAGGCUUCCACGAUGACAAAAAGUCAUUUAAACUGCUUUCAUUCUACAUUUCAUAUUUUGCCUUUAAGUACCACUGAUUGUACUUAGUUAUUUAGUAGAUAUAAUUAUUCAAAUGAUAAAAAUCACUAUCGUUUUUUUUUUUAAUCGUAGCACCAUAAUCAAUUUAAAAGAUUGUAUUUUAAAGUAUUUGUGGACCUGUUUUCAAA
Messenger RNA from Sinocyclocheilus anshuiensis, 2421 nucleotides. It is a transcript of the gene c6h1orf226, whose product is annotated as chromosome 6 C1orf226 homolog. Bases 1341 to 2183 code for a protein of 280 amino acids. NCBI's taxonomy places the organism in Eukaryota, Metazoa, Chordata, Actinopteri, Cypriniformes, Cyprinidae. The record is from RefSeq and is a predicted model, not a curated record. The transcript is spliced from 3 exons.